GCCUUGCAUCCCCCGCGGCGGGGAGCGAGAGCCCCACGCCCCCUCCUUCCUCCCCUACCCUUUCCCUAUCCCCAUCCCCACCCCCUUUGCCCCCCGCAUCCCUUCCCUCCUCUGCCCCCGCCCCUUUACCCUGCACCCCUAUCCCCGGAGGGGGGGGUUGGGGAAGUGGUAGAAGGAGAAAGCAACGGGAGGAGGAAUUGGGGAGGCCAGUGAAGAUGGGGAACACUACGUCUUGCUGUGUGUCGUCCAGCCCAAAGCUCAGGAGAAAUGCCCACUCCCGGCUGGAGUCCUAUCGGCCAGAUACUGAGCUGAGCCGGGAGGACACAGGCUGCAACCUGCAACACAUCAGCGACCGAGAGAACAUUGAUGAUUUGAACAUGGAAUUCAACCCUUCAGACCACCCUCGGGCCAGCACAAUAUUCCUCAGUAAAUCUCAGACCGAUGUGAGAGAGAAACGGAAGAGCCUCUUCAUCAACCACCACCCUCCAGGACAGAUGGGAAGGAAAUACAGCUCCUGUUCCACUAUUUUCCUAGAUGAUAGCACAGUCAGUCAACCAAACCUCAAGUAUACAAUUAAAUGUGUAGCGCUUGCAAUAUAUUAUCACAUCAAAAACAGGGACACAGAUGGAAGGAUGCUCUUAGAUAUUUUUGAUGAAAAUCUUCACCCCCUUUCGAAAUCCGAAGUGCCACCAGACUACGACAAACACAACCCAGAACAAAAGCAGAUUUACCGGUUCGUUCGGACGCUGUUCAGCGCCGCCCAGCUGACUGCUGAGUGUGCCAUUGUCACCCUGGUAUAUCUUGAAAGGCUUUUAACUUAUGCAGAGAUAGAUAUCUGUCCAGCAAAUUGGAAGAGAAUUGUACUUGGAGCAAUUCUAUUAGCAUCCAAAGUUUGGGAUGACCAGGCAGUCUGGAACGUGGAUUACUGCCAGAUCCUGAAAGACAUCACAGUAGAAGACAUGAAUGAGCUGGAGCGACAGUUUCUUGAACUGCUGCAGUUUAACAUCAACGUUCCUUCCAGUGUUUACGCCAAGUAUUAUUUUGAUCUUCGUUCCCUGGCAGAAGCAAAUAAUCUCAGCUUUCCCUUGGAACCCCUCAGCAAGGAAAGGGCUCACAAGCUUGAGGCCAUCUCUCGUCUAUGUGAAGACAAGUAUAAGGACUUAAGAAGAUCGACGAGGAAGCGGUCAGCUAGUGCUGACAAUCUGGCUGCAUUGAAGUGGUCUCCAGCCAUCAUCUCCUAACAGUGGCAUGUAGGAUAUUCUUACAAAAAUACUGUUUUCACCCCUCCUGUUUCUCAUUUGGUUUGGGAAAACACAAAGACUCUGGGGUUUUUUGGUUACGUUUUUGUUUGGUUUUGUUUUUAAUCCUUAGCUCCAACAAGCUACCUUUACACUGCCUCCUCACCGUGUGGCACACACGCAGCGAUUUUUCAGUGGAAAGCUAAAUCAGUAUUUUGGAAAUCCUGUCUCAUGCCUUUCCCCCCCGAUGUCACUAACCUUUGGCGAAGGAAUGGGGGACUCUGCAGGAAGAAACAGAGGAAAAGGAAAGUAGUGUAGAGGCAAGAAAGAAAGAUAUAAAUGACUUUGUCAUUUUUUUUGAGACACCGUGCUCGUCAAUAGAUAAAUACAAAAUGAAAACAAAACAGGAGAUAAACAAGUUUGGAUAUGCACUAAGGAAAAUGAGUGGCAUUGUUUUUUACCUUAACCUGAAAUUCAGCUCAGUACAUUCUGUUGGAUUUUUUUUGCAUUCCUUCUAGCUGUUUUUCAGAGUUUGGGGCAUGUUUUUUUUUUUGUUGUUGUUCUUCUCUUUUGGUCCUGCAGAGCAGAGAAUAUAGUCUGUAUCUACCAUAGCACAAACAUCCAAAUAAAUGGUAUUGGUUGUUCCUCACUACACUAUUCUCUGUGAGCUGUCUUCUUAGCUAUCACCCUUCAGAAGUAUUACACAUUUCUUAUGUUUCUAAAUACCUGAACUGUACCUUUCAUUUUUGUCCCCAACAACAAAAAAGUUACCCUGACCAUAGUGCUGAACCAAAAGUAUACAAAGUGAUCCAACAUUCCUGUGCUAUUUCCUCUUAAAAUUUUUCCCCACCAAAAAUGGAAAUUCACACAGAGUGCUUGUGCCUUCCUGUGUUCUUGGAGCGGUUUUGUUUUCUCUGACCUAAAGAUGCAGAUGUCAAAAUACUCAGACUUUAUGGGCCAAGAGGAAGCAACGGGCUGCAGAAAUCUCUACUGGGUUGCGAUUCCAAUUCCCCUGUCCUCGCCUUCCCCUAACCAGUUAGAUCCUUGCUUGAAUUCACAUCACAAAAGUGGUUUUUUUUGUACAUCCCACCUAGUUCAUUCUUUCAUCUCCAUUGUUGCAAGCAAUAUCCUCCUCAAUUUUAUAUGUUUACUUUAAAUCAAAGUUAAGUCUGUUUGUAUAAAAAAUUAUUUUAAAAACUUAAAAAAAUGGGUGGGUGGGAGGAGGGUUUCAUUGGGAAGAUAAUUGAAGAGAUGAAUGUUAAUUAACCUUUAUUGAGGCAUUUUUCACAGGUUGAAUUAAAAAAAAACCCACCACCACCACCAUCACCAUAAACUCAACUUGUAUUUUUCAUUGUGGGUGCUCAGAGAAAUUUAAACAAAAUUCAAACUGUGAAGAAGGUUGAUGUUUCAUGAAUUAUGAUUGUACCUUUUUCAUUUCCUAAUUAUGCCUGGUUUUCCUUAUGAGAUAAAGCAGAAUAUUUUAUAGUAAUGUGAAGAUUGAGAGGCAGCAUGGUACAGUGGAUAGAGGGCCAGCCGAGAGUCAGAAAGACCUGAAUUCAAAUGCUGACUCUGACACAUACUAACUCUGAGAUCAUGAGCAAGUUUCUUAUCCUUCUGUGCCUCAGGCAACUCUUUAAUAUUAAAAGUUAUAGAUGAAUUACUGAUCUGCAUCCAUGGAGGGAAUUUCCACACCCUGGAGUUCCCUAUACCAAUGAAAUCACAAGUCUGGACCUAUACACAUAAAUGACAUCAAAAUGUAUCAGGGUGGGUGGGGGGGCAUGGUAAUUUUGAACUCAAGUCCAUGAAUCUGAUUCUGUGAAGUUUUUUUUUUCUUUUUAUACUUUUCCUUUGGAUCUGAUGGCAGAGAAGAGGUCUUCCAGUCUCUCCCCAUCCCACCUCUUUUUUUUUUUUUUAUCAGUGAUGUGAAUGGCAGAUUUCCUGAGUUUUUUUACAUGCUUUUUUGGACUAGCUGAAAAUGGAAAGAUCUUCUGUUAGUUUUUUUCCCCACCUUAGUGCUGGAAGGUCAUAGACCUGACCCAUGAAUAUAUUUAUUCACACCUCUCAGUGAAACAUGCCUUUGAAACAAAUGGCCUUCCAAGAGCCACGGUACCGAUUCCAGACUGAAUAUUCUCUAUUUGCAGGCUCAUGUGACUAAUCCCCUCUAUGGCCUGAUUGUUGGCCCAGAAUGAUCCAGCCGGUUCUUUCUGAUCUAUCAUUUUAAAAAAAAGAAGCAAAAAAAAGAAAAAAGAAAAGAAAAACCCAAACCUCAAAAUGAAAUUCCUUCUUCCCCUGAUUAUGCCCAUUGAUUUGAGAUAAUUUCUCUGUUCACAUGCAGGUUCUAUUUGGAACAGAAAACUGAACAGAGGAAGUGCUCUGAAAAUAUAAUAGAAAGUACAAAAUGUAUUCCAAAAAUCUAUCUAGCUGAAAAAAAAUAAAGGGACAUAUUUUCUUAGCUUCUGGAAUUUUAAUACCUCUCAAGAAAAAUGAGUUCCUACCAUAAUGUAGAUGGUUGUCGUCUUUUACCAAACCAUUUCAGAAAAGAAGUUCUGUUAUCUUUCUAACAGAAAUUGUAGUUUUAUCCCUUUUAUUUGAAUGAGAGACAUAUGAACUUUGAAUUAUGUAAAUAUCUCAAUGCAUCUGCUAUAAUUUUGUGGAGUUUAUUAAAACUACUUUAAAGAUUGUAUAGUCUAUUUAUUGUAUGUAUGUACAUACAGUCUGAUACUUAAAAUUUAAAGUGGAUUCCAUAAAAUUUGGCUCAGUCUUGUUUAGACUAUUGAAUAUUGUUUUAGCCUUGUGCACUGGACUCUACCUCUGUAUAGGAGAAUUUUCCAUCUUCUUUCAUUAGUACUGAUUCUGUGAUUAACUUGGUUAUGUUUCUUGCACUAAGGUUUUAUUUGAAAUCUGCUGUAAGUAUAGAUUUUCUGUUUUCAGUUUUGCCGUAGAAAUCAUUUGACCUGUAGGUGAAUAGUUAUUUUUGGUUUAUUAUUUUUUUCUACAUGAUAAUGAAAACUUGCUUUUUUUUGUUUCGAUUUGUUCUGUUUGCCAAAAAAAGUACAGUACCUAUUGAUAAAUGGUAGUGACUGUAAUCUGUUUGCAAGGUGAUUUAAUACCAUACAAUUAAAACAAAUUACUAUUUAGGAA
Vombatus ursinus (common wombat) is the source of this 4379-nucleotide messenger RNA. It is a transcript of the gene CCNY, whose product is annotated as cyclin Y. The record is from RefSeq and is a predicted model, not a curated record. Gene Ontology annotation, biological process: regulation of canonical Wnt signaling pathway; regulation of cyclin-dependent protein serine/threonine kinase activity. The coding region runs from base 216 to 1241 and encodes 341 amino acids. NCBI's taxonomy places the organism in Eukaryota, Metazoa, Chordata, Mammalia, Diprotodontia, Vombatidae. Gene Ontology annotation, molecular function: cyclin-dependent protein serine/threonine kinase activator activity; protein kinase binding. Gene Ontology annotation, cellular component: plasma membrane; cytoplasmic cyclin-dependent protein kinase holoenzyme complex. The transcript has 10 exons.